Messenger RNA from Elaeis guineensis (African oil palm), 6844 nucleotides. Lineage: Eukaryota; Viridiplantae; Streptophyta; Magnoliopsida; Arecales; Arecaceae. The record is from RefSeq and is a predicted model, not a curated record.
UCCUCCCCUUUCGUUUGACUGGUAGCUAGUGUGCUUACUCUUCUCCUAAUUCUAGGGUUUUCUCCUCCCCCGUGUAAAUGGCGACCCAGAACCCUAGAUAUCUCUCGGUUGGAUUCUUGAUGACAUGGAAGGUCCGUCCGAUGAUCGAGGCCCCGAGCUUUCCUCGAUCGAGAACCCUAUUCUUCCCAAUGGCGACGCUCGCCCGGACGAUGCCCUCCCGGACGACGCUCGCCCGGACGAUGCCCUCCACUCGGAGCUCGAAUCCAUUGGGAAUUCGUACAAUGAACUCCAGUCUAGAUGCAUGGCCUUGGAGGAAACCCUGGCAGAUCUCCGUGCCCAUAACUUUGAUCUCUCUCAGGCUCUGGAGGAAGUAUCGCGGGAGAGGGAUUCGUUCCGGAUCAAGCUCCUCGAGGCGGAGGACUCGGCUAAGGAUCAGGAGGAAGCGAAUUUGAGGGAAAGAUUGGAACUUGGAUGCGAAAUUGAGGUGUCUAGGGCGAGGGUUUCCGAGUUGCUUGAGGAAAGGAGCCAGAGAGAUGGGGCCUUGUCUGGAAUUCUUGAUUCUAUCCUGAUGACAAAAGAGUGCUUGAAGAGAAUCGGUGAGAGGAUAUGCGAGGAGAAAUUGGAGGAAACUGAGGAGGAGAAAUCCAAUUUGGAGGAUGCAUUGGAGGUUUCAAUGUUGGAAACCCAGUCAAUGCUUAAGCUUGGAACAGUAGUGGAGUCUAAGUUGUUGGAAUAUGAAGAGAAAAUAAGAAAGGAAAAGAAGGAGUUGGAGAACAGCAUUGUGAGUUUGACAGAGGAGAAUAGGGAUAUUGGCAACCUGCUGAGGAUAGCUUUAAUGGAGAAAGAGGCAGUAGAAAAGAGCCUUAAUAAGCUGAGGGGAAAUGCAGAACAGAAGAAGGGUGUAAUCCUGCAGAUAGCUGAGAGGGGACUGCAGAAAGUUCGAUUUGGGUUCAUGAUGGGGGUGACAGGCGGGGACUCACAAACAGAUCAGACAACUAGUUCUAAUGCAAGCACAAAAUCUGAUGGCAGUGAAUGUGAUGAAGAGGUCAUCAGUCUGACUUCAACUGUGGAAACUAUAAUGAAGAAUCUACGGCGUGAGAUAACUGAAUUAAGACGAAAUCUGGAUGAGUCCAGGUCAGAUAGUGAGCAUCUGCAAACUCUUGUUGAUGAACAAGCUCAGAACUUAGCAGGGAGUCAACUAUACAUUAAAGAUCUUGAAGAAAGAGUGAAUAUGUUGACGCACAGUGUUGAAGAGCUCAUGACAGAGAUAAAAGAAGCAGGAGAAGAGGUUGCAAGAUGGAGGGAGGCAUGUGAAUUGGAGGUAGAAGCUGGAAAAGCUGCAAUUGAAGAACUUGAGAAGGAGGUUCAUUUGCUGAGGGAAGAGCUCGAGAGGACAAAAGCAGAGUUGAAUGCUGCAAAUAACAAGCUGAUGCUGAAGGAAAAGCUAGCAGCCACUGCAAUGGCUGCUCAGGCUGCUGCUGAAGCCACCCUCAGGCUGGCAGACAGCAGAUCUGCUGGUUUCAGGGAACGAAUUGAGGAGUUGACAAGACAGCUAGAGGAAGAAGCUGACCGUGGCAGAAGGGAGAGAAGUGGUGGCCGCAGGAGAGUGAGGCAUAUCUGCUGGCCAUGGCCGGCCUUCAGAGUAGCACCAUCUGCUCGUGCUGCCUCCCAAGGCAGGGCAAGGAGCAGGAGGAUGCUGCCUGAAAUGGAGGCUUUGUUGCAUUUCAGAAUUUAGGAAUUCUGUGCAAUCAAGGUUCCUGUGCAAUCAAGGUUCUAUGUCUUUCUCGAAGAUUCCUGCGAUAAGUGGUCCAUAUGUUUGGCAGGAAUUUGAAUCCUAGGUCAUUAAUUUAUGCUGUGCUGUUCAUCAUGCAGUGUCUGUUUUAAGUACAGGUUCUGUGGCCAUGCUAGGCCGAAGUGCCUACUAUAUUUUGGUUAUUAGCCGAAGAAAUUUUACCACAAAUACAGGAUCAGCUUUUUUUAAAGGUUGUAUACCGGACUUUGAAUGCGCAGCUGACCAAGUUUAUUAGCAUUUGAUAAUUUUUGUGGAAUGUUGGCGGCUGAAUAAACCAUAGUUAUAUCGAAAUUGCCUUCUGUUAUACAUAAUCUUUGAGAAAUAAGCAUCUUUCUUUUCCAUGGACAUAACCUUUACAAGGAAACUGUGGUUCUGGAUAAGAGGCAUUAGAACAGUUGCCUCUAUUUAUGUGAUAUCUACAGGUAUGGUUAUGCAUAUAUUUCAACUGCUUUGGUGUGUAUUGGUAUGAGUAAUGAUCAUGCAUAAUUGGCCAUAUGCGGUUACACUGAAUUAUUUAUACUUCCAUAUCACAUUCUCAUAGGAUUAUCUCAUUAUUGAUGAUGAUUUUCUCCUGUAAAGGUAGGAUGUAUGGUGAUUUUUCAAGCCUUAAUGGUGGAGUCUGCAAUUUUUGUUAAAGUCAAAAGUGAAUCUGUGGAUGCUACUCUGUUGAAAUCUUCUUAUGCCUGUACAGUUUUAAAUGUUAGAAAGCAAACUCUGCAGGUAAAUAUUGAUGUAAGUUUAUUUUAAUAUUUUGCCUAAAGAAUUUUAGAAUGUUUGGUUCCAUUCAUGUCAUUUUUUUUAUUUUUUCGUGAAAUUCAUGUCAUAUUCAUAAGAAUCUUUUACACUUCUGCUAAUUCUAUCAAUGCCAGUCCUGUUGCAUGUAUGAUGCAUUUUCAACAACUCUAACUUUGAAUAUAGAAGCAGAAAAUUCAAAAGCAUGACUACUUAUGGAUGAUGGAUGUCACUAAGCACACUCAGUUGGAAAGAAAUUUCUCUCCCUACACAGGCGGAAGCUUCUGCCACUGUGAGGUCUGGACUAUGCAGCCUUACUUUCACGUGCAGAGAGGGCCGAGAGGCUGUUUCUAUGUUUUGAAUCCAUGACAUCCAAGUCACAAUGGAGCAACCUUACCAUUGCACCAAGGCCAUAUAGGAAACUUGCACAGGUGAAGAUGCCAAGGAAAGACGGGAAAAGAAUGUUAGAGAAUGCAAUGCUGUAAUUAUAGAUUGAAGGUAUGAUUUCAAGUUAGAUAUCUCAAUAUUGCUAUUUGUAUUCCUGCAAUUUUUGGUAAAAAGAAGAAGAUGCAUUGAGCUCCAAUUUUUCAGAAAAUGAAUGUCUAUGACAACUACAAUCAGUUACUGAAUGGUGAAUUUCCCCUUUGUUGACAUAUUUCUUUCCUUCUAUGACAAGCAAAAGCAAUCUGUCUUUGAUUUUUUCCCCUCCAACUUCUUUUUUUGUUUAUCAAUGUAUAAACUGAAUCUGAAACCUCAAGAAUUUGGGCAGUCAGUCAAAGUUUAUGUAACAUGGGCCUGAAUUUUAUUUUUUCUGCUUACUUAAACUAAAUUAAAAGUAUCCCACUUACAGUUGAAUCGUUGAUGCUCUCAGGUUUGUUAUCAUGCUAAAACCAUUUAGCAGGAAGUAAGCUACAUGUCAGGCUCUUGAGCAUGAUGAGAAAGAGUGGCUUAAUAUUUAAUUAGUGUCCUUUUUGUUCUUGAAUAUAAGGUUUGGCAAGCAGAUAUACAUUUGCAUGUUGGUAACCAUGAUGAGGAGAAAGUGGAAAAGGGCAUCCAUUUAGUCUUACAAAAAGGACUAAGCAAAAGAGAAGAUGAGAAGGCAUGAAUGAUUUAGGGCCAUAAGCAUCUAAUUCUAAAGGAACUGCUUUGAUUUAUUUUCAUUGAUCAAAUGGCUUACCUUGGACUUGUCUCAGAUAAAGUUUAAGGCCACACUACUAUAAAUUAUAAAAUGUAUAGCUCAUUUAUGUAAGACCAUAUAUAGUUGGGCAUAAUCAUUUGCAUAUGGAAGUUCACCUAUGUUCAUGCUUCGUGCCUAUCUCAUGCCUUUUAUAUGUCAUAUUAAUUUUUGAUUGUUUCCGCUUGCAAGGAUUAACCUUGGGUCUACUAUUUAUGUUUUGUGCUGCAUGGACUUCAGUCUGAUAGAUUAUGAUAUCAUUCACAAUAUUGACAUAGUCCAUAAACUAGAAAGACAUUGAACCAAAAUACAAUUUUGGAUGCAUUUGUAUUAGCUAAGUGUGGUAACUAGUUCCAACUCUCACAUACUUUAGCUUGCUAUAUGAUAAAAAGUAGCAUACAUUGUGGAGAAUGUUCUGUACACAUACAUGCAACUGUUCUUUGGUCUAACAGUCUAACUAGAAAUAGAUUAAGCCAAUAAGACUUAGGUCCACCAAUUGCACCUCUCUCCUUAGUGCUUGUGCUGGGGACAGGUUCUGACUUUGAAUAAGGAAGGUGGCUGUGCUUACCAUUAUUCUCAAAAAUAAAUUAAGAGAGAUUGUGUCAUUUGAACAAUCCUAGCUGUUAGAUGACUGAAACUUCUCUUGAUCUAAUUGGAGAUCCACCCCAAAAAUUUUGAGGACCAAGACCAUCACAGAAAUUAGGAAUAUGACAACCAAUUCAUGUCUAGUUGUUUUCUCUUCGUGUCUAUACCUUUUAAGAAAAUAAUAGGUCUGAGACUUGUUUGCAGCAUUAGCUGGCACGCUUACGCUUCCUGUUUUUUAUGCAUCUUGCAUCAUAUAACCUUUAGAACCUCAACAAUAUUUGUGGCCAUUAUCCAAAUUAUGCUAGAAGGCUCAAAUAAAACAGCAACUAGCUUGCCCGGCCAUCAAAUUAGCUCAGUUAGCCAUUCAAACUUGACAUAUAGACUUGGUUAUGGGUAUGACAAGUGAUUCUGCAAGAAGAAAAUCUUAGAAAUUAGAAGGAUGUAAAACUUUCGUCUGAUACUCAUGGCUGAGUCCAUGUAAUAUAGCUUACCUUACAAAUCAGUCUUUUAAUAAGUGGUGGUCAUAUGUAAAUUGGGAGUGCCUUGCAGUUCUAUUUCAUCAGUGGCAUGUUCCCUGCACAUGGUUGUCGUACUAGUUAUUACUGUCAUAAUAGUCUUCCACUGCCCUUUUCAUGUGAUCUGGUGGGCAAAACCUUCCUUCUUUGCUGGCAAUGACUGAUAGGAACCUUGAGCAAUGCCUCAAUCGUAAAAAGUGGGGAUCUGUAUGGAAACUGAAAUCCUUGUGCUAGAGCCUAUCUGCCCAACCAACCGGCCAUAUCACAGAGUGGUCCUGAAAGCCACAAGGCUUUGGAAGGCAUGGUAGUUAUGACUCUUCCUUUCCAUCACAUAAAGCUAACGUGAGUUCCCUUGUAUCAUUUCAUUCUAUAAAAGGUGAGAGGCAUGUGACUAGCAACCUAUCUUUAGAGAUUUGCAAUGCAAUAGGUGAGAGAUUGUUAUGGAAAAGCUUUUCAAAUGAAUGCUUGAAAAAGGAAACAGAGUUUAUGGGGUACAUAAGUAAAUCUAUAUCACCAACAUCCUUACCUCUAGUGCAUGUGGAACAAAUCUUUGGGUGGUUUUAGACAACCACAUAAUGAACUGCACAGAGACUUGACUAAUAGUUAAUUGCUUGUUCUUCUAAUGAUCACAUUUAGCUCGAUUUCUUAUCAAUCAGAUCAAACCCUUGACAAGAUACUGCUUAUUCUGUUAUGAUGGGGCUUAGUGAGGUUUGGGUCAGGGUUUUGUCAUCACAGUUUGGUGAGUAGUUACUUUUCCAAAGCAUAGUCAUUAUUGAAAUGACAUUCUUUGAAUAAUUGAAAUGAUGUAUGUUCCUUGCAUUACUUUUAGUUGAUUUCCUUGAAUUACUUUAGAAUAAUUGAAGUAUGCGGUAGUUGUCAGACGGUGGUUAGAGUUGAAAUAACUACUCAAUAUUCAUUCAAUGAACACACAAAAAUUACUAUGUAUUUGGUACCGCUUGUUUCCUAUGUAUUUGGCGCUGUUUGUUGUCAAUGUCUCUAUUGCUGCUGCUGUUGCCGCUUAGUUGUAUGCAUAGUAUGUGGAAAAUUCUCACCGUUUCCUAUGAAACAUCACUUAUGUCAGACCAUUUCAUUUCUUGAGGCCAUUGGUAAUUGUGCAGUAACCAUCACAUUUUGGUGAUCUUACCCUGUAAGUCAUCACUUAUACAAUGCUUGUUACUAUUCUUACAGCGCUAAUAAAUGGUGUCAUAAAGUUAAGACAAGGGUCUAUGUGCUACUAAUUUAUUUGCUGCAAUGCGAGAGGUUUGACCAUGGAACUGAUCAUUUUUUGUCUGCAUUGGUGAAGAACUCAUACGUAUCAUUGUCAUGCAUCAUUUUCCCCAAUAAUCUGAUAUUGCCAGUUUGAUGUUAAGAAGCACUGAUGGCUUGUCCAACUAUAUAAAACAAGUGGUAGGUAUUGUAACCCAAACUAUGCCAUUCUCUUUUUGAUAGUGAACUUAUUGUUUUUAGCAUGAUAACAACCAUCUGAUAAAGUGUCACAGCUCAAACAUAAGAGGGCCGCUGGAUUGUACAAAGUUGGUUGAAACCGGGCCCAGAGCACCUUCCACUGUCUCAUGGUGGGAGGGGAUUCCACUCCAAGUUCCAGAAAAAGUCUUUCCUUUUGACAAGCCUGGUACAUAAAAAGAGGUUGUGACCGAGCCCUUCUGUAAUGAUCUAAGGGGGUUGGCUGCUUGGCUGCAGAGAUGAUGUCCAUGUGAAAGAGUGAUAAAGAUGCGUGUCUUCCACGGCUGAUGCUCCCCUUUUCAUUCCUUCGUGGUGGAAGUCUGGGGCAAGAUAAGCGGUACAGGGAAAGGAAAAGCUGACACUGCCGGUUGGCCUUCAAAAAGCUUGGGAAUAAAGUGGGCAGAUGGAUUUAAUUGUACUAUACCAGGGCAUGGGAUGCAGGAGGUUGGUGAUGGUAGGGGGUGGAUGCACUGCAUGGAUUGAUUGUAUUAACAGUGAUUGGCACGUGAGAGGAAGAUGGACAACUGAUCUUCUCCAAUAUAUAUAUAUUAUUUAUGUGAAUUAAUAAAUGCACUUUUUAUGCAU